This is a messenger RNA of Rhopalosiphum maidis (corn leaf aphid), 375 nucleotides long. RefSeq lists its product as uncharacterized. Bases 1 to 375 code for a protein of 124 amino acids. Lineage: Eukaryota; Metazoa; Arthropoda; Insecta; Hemiptera; Aphididae. The transcript has 3 exons. The record is from RefSeq and is a predicted model, not a curated record.
AUGCGGGAAAUGUUCAAGAGAGAUGUUGAUGAUAUGCUCAUGUCUCCGCUAUCUGUGAAUACCGAUGACAUGAUUGUGGUAACGAUGCCGACAUUGCAAUUUCGGUACUUUGAUGCAUUGCCUGAAAAAAAUUUACUCAAAAACAAUGGACUGACUGUAACGCUGACUGGUUUGUGGGCUGCCGAUCAACAGCCGUGCAUCGAAGGCGCCAACCUGGAGGACAAGUAUAAUUUUUCUCAUUUGCAUUUCCACUGGACCGAUAGUGAUGGUAGUGAUGUCGUCAAUGAACACAUCGUCAACGGUCGAGGGCAAGUAUCAGACGCGUAUUCAGGAUUUUUAUCCAUAGAUAUAGAUAAUGGCAGUGAUUGUUACUGA